This is a messenger RNA of Effrenium voratum, 916 nucleotides long. The record is from the annotation of a GenBank genome assembly. Lineage: Eukaryota; Dinophyceae; Suessiales; Symbiodiniaceae.
CGACUGGCGAAGUUGAACCCGAUUUUGAGCGCCGGAUUUUCGCGCGCCAUGGUCUUCGAGGAUUUGGAGAUCCCCCAGUUCUCCGAGUUCAAGCCAGUGGUGGUCGACUCUGCUGUGCGAAAGAAUGCUGCGAAGUGGCGGGAGAGGAAUAAGAGGCGUGCCCAGAGCCGCAAGGCUGCAGCGAAUCCGCCCACUUGGGAGGUGCAGCUGGUGCCGCCAGAGGCGGAACCGGCGGCUGACGAGAAGCUGAAGGCGAAAGUGAAGGUCGAUGAGCCGCAGGUCCAGGAGCCGGAGCUCCCGGAAGAGGCAGAGGAGGAGCUUCCGACAAGAGCACGCAGGCAAGGGAAGACGAUGCCCGGUGGCUACUACGUGCGAUCCCUCGAGGAGGUCCACAGGAACACCAUGCGGGCCUACAACGUGCGGCUCACCAAGCCCUACCAGCGGCAGCGUGAGGAGGCGGAGGAGAUCCCUCCGCUGGAGCCAGAGCCAGAGGUGGAGGGCGCGAGCCAGCCCUCGCGCGCCGCGCGGGCGGCGGCACAGCGGCUGCAGGAGAAGGAGCAGGAAGCACAGCAGGCCGAGCAGCAGCGGCGCGUGCAGAUUGCGGAAGAGAAGCGCAAGGAGGCGGAGAAGCGCCUCCAGCGGCGCAUGCUGGAGGCAAAGAUUUGCAAGCUGAGGGAGCAGCAGGAGGCGCAGGAGUGUGCGCAGCAGGAGAUUCAGAGGCAGAAGAAGCAGAGAGAAGAGGAGGCGCGGCAGGCGCGGCAGGCGGAGGAGAAGAAGCGGCAGGCGGCGUUGGACGAGAAGCGAAAGGCGGAAGAAGCCGCCCGCGCUGAGGAGGAGCUGCGGCGCAAGCGCCGGGAGCAGAAGGACCUGCUGCGGGAUGCCCAGCUGCGGGAGGAGCGGAAGCGGCGCCAGGAGG